CCUGACGUCAGCUGGAUGUGGGAUAUUUUCUUCCCAUGCUGCUUGGAACUGACGCAUUCGCAUAUCGGCUCUCUCUGCAGCGACCUUGGACAUCCCAUUAAGAGUGACUACCAAUCAAGAUGGCCGCCGAGCCCCGUACCCAGCAGUGAUGCCAUUCCUCGGCCCGCCCGCCCCCCUCCUGUGCGUCCUGCUGUGGGUGUCGGCGGCCCUGCAGCGUUCCGACAUGCGUCUGGCCUACGUGACCCACAACAGCUUCUUCUGCUACUCGUGCAGCCAGGAGCCCAAGCCCUGCAGCGUGGCGUCGCUGACCGACUGCCGCUGCAAAGACAUCCCGCUCUCGGCGCUGCAUCGCCCCCAGUCGCCGUCCUCGCCCGUUUUCAGCAUGAAGCACUUGACCGUUUGGUAUACAUCGCCUUGGAACACCGCUCGCCUGCUCAACAACUCGGAGGUGAGGCACCUCACGUUGAUGUACUGUGGUCCGGGGGCCUCCAGGGAAAGAGGAACACCCCCUCUGGAGGGACACUUUGCUGUGCAGCACCUGGAGAGGCUGAGCGUCAUCACCUUCCCAAACACGGACGUAGAAAGCGACAACGACCUCCACUUUGACACAAACAGAUACACAAACAUGCACCUGACCCAGGACCCCCACUCAGAAGCAAAGUUCCCUGCGCCCCAGGUACAGGACAUCUUCCUGGGCAGGGAACUGGGGGCGGCGUACCAAGAGCAGGCCCGGCUGGGGAUCAUCCACAGUUCCGUGCUGCAGGGAAACGCAACCGUCAAAGUAUACACGGUCCAGACACACAUCGACAGCGACGGGACGCUGCCCUUCCCUGACCUCUGCUUGCCUAAACUACCAGAAACAUCCGUCAUAUACGUCAGCUUUGUGUACAGGAAGGAGCGACAGGAGGGAUGAUACAGAUCACUCAAUUUACAUGCUUAACAAAUUACAAAUAAAUACAAAAAAAUUGAAAUAUAACAGUAAUAAACUUCACAAUCAACAAUUUCAACAACCACACAAU
Molecule: messenger RNA, 1019 nt
Organism: Dunckerocampus dactyliophorus (ringed pipefish)
Lineage: Eukaryota; Metazoa; Chordata; Actinopteri; Syngnathiformes; Syngnathidae
Exons: 2
Coding region: 149-913 (254 amino acids)
Source: RefSeq, a predicted model, not a curated record